UCUAGGGGAGAGAAGUAUCCCAGAAGGCACCACAGCACAAGCGAAGAAAUCACGGUGCAGCAGGAAGAGACGGCGUGAUGAAUUCUGAACAUCAGAAGUCACAAUGGAGAUGACUCUAUUGUCCAUCACAGUGUGGUUCACUCAGUUCCUCAUCGUCUCAGCUCUUUAUUUCAACACACCGCCAACAAACACCCCAAGUGACUACACUGAAACCACACAAAUAACUUCAGCAACAACAAAAACAAACCCAGAAAUAAAGAUCAUUAUAUACACAACAUCUUCGUCAUCUCCAACCGCAUCAACAACACAGAAAAGCAUAACAAAUUUGCCCAGUGAAGUGCAUACACAGACAAAUAUAACCCCAAAUGUGACACCCACACCGGACACAGCAUCCCUGCAUCCACUGAACAGCAGUACUCCUUCUCAAAAUGUCAUGAUGGAUGAUGGCGAGAGCGUAAACAGUGCUAGUAAUGUGGCUAUGAGCGAUGCGAAUAAUAGUCAUACAACAGUUUCCACUAACUUUGCAGGACUAACGCCACAAAAGGAUGACAGUAAUGAAACAGGUACAACGUCAAGUGUGAGUUACAACUCUGACGGGCGCACCGUUCAGACUGCAGACACUUUAUCAGAUCCAGUCGACAGUGUCUCAACAGUUCCUUGGAGAUAUUCCACAGAGAAAGAGGAUGAGAGAACGAAAGCCGAUGAAGGAAAUUACGAAACAAACUCCACCCAGGCCACAUUUGCUAAUAUGAAAGAGGAGUCGAGAGGAACACGAGGCACUGAGGGAAGUUCCACGUUCUCAAAUGAACACAGAGAGGAACAUUACGACACAGCAGCGAAUACGAUCAAUGUCAGUGAUGCAACAGUGAGUAACCAAUGGUCAGCUUCACAAAGCACAGAUAUUCCCAUGACCACACCGUACACAACAGCACAGGGUUACCCCACGGUUACAGAUGCACCUGAAUAUCACACCUCAAAAGGUGCCGUAAAUCACUCUACGACACAGGAGAAUAUGUACAGGUUGACAAACUCCACAGCAACCACAGGAAGAGAAAACAGGACAGGAACAGACACACCCGGUGGUACCACCGCCAACAUCAACAUCUCUAUCAUAACUGACAACAGCCUAAAUGCCACAAACAACAGAUCAAACAAAAAUGACACAGAAAACAAAGUGAGGCCUUCAUGUCUGAACCCAAAACCAGGAAAUCAUUCUUGGCCAUCCAAACUGGUCUGUUUCCUCACAUUGUGGACUUUAGCAAUGACCGCCACCAUAUUUCUAGGAAUAACUAUUUUCCUUUGGGUGCGUCUGUCGGUCUCCAAAAAAAAGAUGAAGCGGAGAGUAAAAGGAGGUCAGACGUGUGAGAAGGAGAGCCUCUGGGCCGAGCCCAAAGCUUCGGUGCAGGACAGAGUGGAGUUCUGGUACGUCAAUGGAUCCACGCUGGAGGCCGACAGGAAGGAGAAGGACAGAAGGAGGAUGAAGAGGAGAGGACAGGAACAGGAUAAUGAGGAGAACAGCCUGUGGAUUCAGCCUAGAGUGACUGUGGAAGACAUAACAGAGUUCUGGUACGCAAACAGACACAUGAAGGAGGAGAGGACAGAGGACACGUAGUUACAAACUUUGAAAGGCUCCAAAGGAAAAUAUUUGGACUAUUAUACCUUCAGGCGUAUGCCUAAAACACAAGGGGAUUUUGAUGGAGCCUUUAUUUGAGUUACUAAAAAAGUCUGAAUAAGAAGUCUGAAUGUUGUGUUUGUGAUCCUACAUGCACCUUUAAUUGUCAGAAGGAUUUGUGUCCAGCUGUGCACAAAAAAAAAAUAAAAAAUAAAAAAGACAAACUCUAGGUUGGUUGAACUAUUGCAUAUAGACAAAGCUGACAUUAUUAAAUUGUAAUUGACAUGAAUUAAACAGAAAGAGCCGAUGCUGCCAUCACAUGCUAAUCGUAAAUAUGACUUUCCCAAGCAGAAACUGGACAUAAAUGGCCUUUUAAAAGUCAUAUAUUUAGAUAAUUGGGAUUAGGGUUGCAAAGGGGCGGAAAACUUUCUAUGGGAACUUCGUCUGGGGAAUUUUG
This is a messenger RNA of Sinocyclocheilus grahami, 2069 nucleotides long. RefSeq names its product cell wall protein DAN4-like. The record is from RefSeq and is a predicted model, not a curated record. The coding region runs from base 104 to 1612 and encodes 502 amino acids. The transcript is spliced from 2 exons. Lineage: Eukaryota; Metazoa; Chordata; Actinopteri; Cypriniformes; Cyprinidae.